Messenger RNA from Paralichthys olivaceus (Japanese flounder), 306 nucleotides. Lineage: Eukaryota; Metazoa; Chordata; Actinopteri; Pleuronectiformes; Paralichthyidae. The record is from RefSeq and is a predicted model, not a curated record.
CUGUCCCAGAACACAACUUGCAGCAAGGAGGAACUGCAGAAGAAAUGGAAGGGUCUGUGUUUACCAUCGGAUCAGCUGGAGACCCUGCUGUCGCUGGGCAGCUUCAGCUCAGAAAUUGACUGGAUGGAGUUUUUYGCCCUGGGCUGCAGCGCUCUGGGAGGGACCCUCAUGAGUUCUCUGAAGUUUGCCUGUGAGAUCCUGACAGAGGAUGAGGAGGACAGUGCUGCGAGGAUCCCGUUUGACACCUUUGGGAAAAUUUACACUUAUCUGGCUCACCUGGACGGAGACAUGCAACAGGACCAAAUU